AUGAGCACCGAGAAUUUCAGCGUGCCAAACUGGCUGACAAAACUUGUGGGCAAGUCCAACUGGCUCUUGUGGAGGCUUAACGUUGAGGAAGCUAUCAACGAAGUCCAUAAUACCAGUGUCUACUGGGAAAUCAUCAUGGACAAGCCUGAGCAUACUAUCAGAGAGAGCUUCGAAGCCUCCCGUGUUGCGUCCAUAACCUCUAAAUCGGAAAGCUCUUCUUACGAGUUCAGCGGCUACUCAGAUGAAGAUUCUGACGUGGUGAUUACGGGUUCAUCGAACACCAGCAAGCAUACCGGCCUCCAAGGCUCAGGCUUGCGAGUCUACAAUCGAUCCCGGUUGAAUAUCCGCGCUCGUCAGAUUCUAGCGUCCAGCCUAGAACUCGCGCCCAAAAUGUUGAUUGAUCGGAUAUCGGAUCCCCAUGAGGCAUACCUUAAACUCGAAUCCUUUUACGGUGACAUCUCCGCGCAGUCGAUCUUUGUUGCUUGGGAAAAGUUACUGAAGGUGAAAUAUUAUCCUCGGGGACUCCCUCCUGAUCGCUUCAUUGAGAGGUUUCAAUUCGCCCUCCAUGAUGUCAGGGACCUCGGUGUCAGUCUCUCCCCAACUGUCGAGUUGGCGAUGUUCCAGCAAGCAAUCAAAAGCCACUGCAACAGCACAAAGUUCAUGGCAAACAUGAAAGUCAGUAUCUACGCGCCGGAUUUUAUGGACAGUGUCUACGAUCAGUUCCUGAAAGACCAGCGUACCGAGCUGGCACCUUCGAUGACCAUCCUUGACGCUCUUCGCUAA
This is a messenger RNA of Penicillium brevicompactum, 783 nucleotides long. RefSeq lists its product as uncharacterized. The transcript has a single exon. The coding region runs from base 1 to 783 and encodes 260 amino acids. The record is from RefSeq and is a predicted model, not a curated record. Lineage: Eukaryota; Fungi; Ascomycota; Eurotiomycetes; Eurotiales; Aspergillaceae.